GCCAUAAGCACCCAGAGCGAGCGUAGCACACACAUCAGGGCAACUCUGGUACAGUCUUGUGCCUCUGGCCAUGGCCUGCCCUGGUUGCCUGCCUUUCCUUCUGAUUGGUGCCUUUUUGGCAGUCUUCCAGCCAACCCUGACCUAUCCUGACGCAGUACUGGUCUUCCCAGGCCAAGUGGUUCAACUCAGCUGCACAAUCAAUUCUCAGCAUGCCACCAUUGGGGACUUUGGCGUGUCUUGGUAUCAGCAGCGCCCAGGCAGUGCUCCCCAUCUGCUCUACUACCACUCAGAAGAGGAGCACUAUCGGCCUGAUGACAUUCCCGACAGGUUCUCUGCUACUGCGGACGUGGCCCACAAUGUCUGUGUGCUGACCAUCAGCCCCGUGCAGCCGGAGGACGACGCAGACUACUUUUGUUCCAUUGCCUAUAAAUAACUAACUUUGAUCCCUAGGGCUGGGGUAUGAGAUGAAUGGCUUCUGUUUGUCCCCCCACU
Microtus oregoni (creeping vole) is the source of this 492-nucleotide messenger RNA. RefSeq names its product V-set pre-B cell surrogate light chain 3 (gene Vpreb3). Lineage: Eukaryota; Metazoa; Chordata; Mammalia; Rodentia; Cricetidae. Gene Ontology annotation, biological process: immune response; immunoglobulin production. The coding region runs from base 71 to 433 and encodes 120 amino acids. The transcript is spliced from 2 exons. The record is from RefSeq and is a predicted model, not a curated record.